Molecule: messenger RNA, 2107 nt
Organism: Mucor mucedo
Lineage: Eukaryota; Fungi; Mucoromycota; Mucoromycetes; Mucorales; Mucoraceae
Exons: 9
Coding region: 347-1903 (518 amino acids)
Biological process (GO): regulation of cell cycle
Source: RefSeq, a predicted model, not a curated record
AAGCAGGGUCAUUACACCCAAUAGUAUUACAAUCGCUCACCUCGGCGUAAAAAAAAAAAAGAGUCAUGGUAACAAAACCCAACAAUAAUAAUCUACGUCAUACAUUCUACUGAUGAUUGUUGUUGUUGAACUUUUUAUUUUCCUUCAUUAUUUUCCAUUACUCUUUUUUAUUUGACACUUGAACGACCGUUUGAGGGAUCACAGACUUUUCUUUUUUGACUAAUAUCAAUAUUUGAAUAAAAAUAAAAAAGUAACCAAAAAAAAAAAAGAAAAAUACAAUUUUAUUAUAUAUAUUUUCCUUCAUUCGCACGCGUUUCUAUUUUUUUUUUUUAUUCUUCUUUUCUAUAUGGGAACAACAAAAAGACGACAGUCAAAACGAAAUAACUCUAGACAAGCAGCACUUUCCUUCCUUUCAAACAUUACGCUCGGUAAUGAAAACGAAGUAAGAAACUCUUCAACCACCACCACCAUGAUGGAAUCACCUACCACAACCACAACUCCAACGUUCUCAGAUACGCCUAUUGCUACUGCUACUGCUGUGUCAGGAAGAUCUAAUCUCACUCGAUAUGGUACCUUAUCAGUUACAAACGAUACAACCGCAAAAGGUAUCGCUCCUGAUUCUUCAGAUUCCAAUUCGUCAACCAUGGAUGAACACAUUCCCAUCACCUUGACUGUCGAUACUUCACGGCGCAGGAUAAGUGUUGCUCAUGCGCUCGAGCCCGCUUCCGCAAACUCCGUCCAUACCCCGCUGACGCCCGGAGGGGCAGGAGGCAAUAAUGGCGAAAAGCGAAGGUUAAGACGAGAGUCUACUUCCGAGAGCUUUUACAAUCAUCGUCGGUUAUCCAGUAGUAGUAGUACUUCUUCCGAAGUCAUACAUCAGUAUAAAUUGACUAGAGAAGAUAGUGAACGACCCAUUGCAUCAGAAAAAAUUAAAAAAAGAGCCGAUCCUCAGGAUACCACCAAUCCAAAAAAUUCUGAAACAGGCACCAUGGGUUUUAUGUCUGUAUUUCGUUAUUAUAAGGGAAUCAUAAGACAACCAAAAAGAAGGUCUGAAUAUUAUAAUCAUAACCACCACGUACAUUAUCCAAGUUACUUUCACCAACAUCUGUCAACGAUGCAUCUCAAACACCGUAAGGCUCUUUCCUAUGGACAUUUUCUAUCUCCUCAAUCUGAACAAGUGGUACCUCAUCCGAGUAGCAGCAGUGACGAAAUCACACCUAUUACCAAGUUAUUACCACGUCAUGUACCCUCAUCGUAUGACCCUUAUUAUCUAGAUGACGAGACAACGCUAGAAUAUCCCAAUUACAUGAUCAGCUCUCAGGGUUCGAUUGCUGACAUCAAUAUGAUACGAGCCUCUACUUCCAAUGCAAAGAAAAAGGAACUCAAUGAACUUUUCAGAAAAACCCAUCCUGAGAUAUCAACAAACAUUACCUUGUCUAAAAUCAACGCUAUCAAAUUUCAUUUGCUACAGAUUGGGAAAGUUAUGGAUCUCGAAAUAUCAAGCGUCUCGCAUGCCUUUGUUUAUUUUGAAAAACUGGUUUUAAAGCACGUCGUAAACAAACAAAACCGAAAGCUUUUGGCAGCGUGCUGCUUAUUCCUUGCUACAAAAGUCAAUGAACCCAAAGGAUCCUGGUUUAAAUCACUUUUAGAGACAAUUCAUGCUGAAUUAAAUGUAAACUCCAAAGAUGUCCGGGACUAUGAAUUCGCAGUAUUCGCAGAUCUUGAUUUUAACCUCUAUGUGCCAAUCAGUGAAUUCAUGCCACACUUUGAAAGAAUCUGUCAAGCUUUGGAAAUUCAAUGUAUCGAGGAUCAUCUCGGUGGUGAGGCCUUUUACAAGAUCACAGAGGGUGGCUAUGAAAUAGCUGGCGCUGCCACUUCUUCUGAUCCUACCUCUCCAAACUAAAAACACAUAUUAUUUCUUUAUUUUACAUACUUUUUUCCCCUUACACACAACACACACACACACACACACACACACACACACACACACACACACACACACAAACCCCCUUUUAUUUUAUUUUAUUUCAUACACAAAACAUCUAGCCCCUACCCUUUAAACUAUAAUCCAUAUACCGAAAAAAAAAUCUACACAAAUAAACAUAUU